Populus nigra (black poplar) is the source of this 1852-nucleotide messenger RNA. RefSeq names its product serine carboxypeptidase-like 45. Gene Ontology annotation, cellular component: vacuole. NCBI's taxonomy places the organism in Eukaryota, Viridiplantae, Streptophyta, Magnoliopsida, Malpighiales, Salicaceae. Bases 253 to 1644 code for a protein of 463 amino acids. The transcript is spliced from 10 exons. The record is from RefSeq and is a predicted model, not a curated record. Gene Ontology annotation, biological process: proteolysis. Gene Ontology annotation, molecular function: serine-type carboxypeptidase activity.
AGUCUCAGCCUAGUAAGCACUGGCACAACUCUCUCUAGUUAUUUGAGUACUCUCUCACACAUCUCUUUCAAACACACCAAUUUCAGGCCUGCAAGCAAAAAGCUAGAGAUGUAAUGAUAAUAUAAAACAAGCCUAGUUAUUUAUUAUUUAAUGCCCUGCCCUCAACUCCAUGUCCUCCACUGAGCAACAUUUUAAGCAGGCCUUUCUCCUGAAGCACUUUAUCUCUCAAGUCAUUUUUCACUUUCUGAAAUUAUGCACUCUCAAACUUGGAAAGCCAUGGCAAUGGCUGCAUUAGUGGUUCAGCUGUGCGCUUCCAUGGGUGUAGAUUCUUCUUCACCUCAUCCUGAUAAGAUUGGUAGGCUUCCUGGACAACCCCAUGUGGGCUUUCAACAAUUUUCAGGUUAUGUUACCGUGGAUGGUAACAAGCAUAGAGCUCUUUUUUAUUACUUCGUUGAAGCAGAAAUAGAUCCAGCAUCAAAGCCUUUGGCUCUCUGGUUGAAUGGAGGGCCUGGAUGUUCUUCUCUGGGAGUAGGGGCAUUCUCUGAAAAUGGACCUUUCAGACCAAAUGGGAGAGUUCUGAUCAGAAAUGAGCAUAGCUGGAAUAGAGAAGCAAAUAUGUUGUAUCUGGAGACACCAGUGGGUGUGGGGUUCUCUUAUGCUACAGAUAACUCCUCCUAUGUGGCAGUAGAUGAUGAGGCAACAGCCAGGGACAAUCUUGUGUUCUUGCAAGGCUGGUUCCACAAGUUCCCUCAGUACAGGAACAAAGAUUUGUUUAUAACAGGGGAAAGUUAUGCAGGCCACUAUAUUCCUCAACUUGCAAAGCUUAUGGUUGAAAUUAACAAGAAGGAGAGGCUAGUCAAUUUGAAAGGAAUUGCGCUCGGUAAUCCUGUUCUAGAAUUUGCUACAGACUUAAAUUCAAGGGCUGAGUACUUCUGGUCUCACGGAUUGAUUUCAGAUUCAACAUACAAAAUGUUCACAUCUGCUUGUAACUAUUCAAGAUAUGUGAGUGAAUAUUAUAGGGACUCGGUUUCAUCUGUUUGCUCACUAGUUAUGAGACAAGUUAGCACAGAAACCAGUAGGUUUGUGGACAAAUAUGACGUUACCCUUGAUGUUUGUAUUCCAUCAGUCCUCUCACAAUCAAAGGUUAUAAGUCCUAAGCAAGUAUCUGAGAGGAUUGAUGUUUGUAUAGAAGAUGAAACUGUGAAUUAUCUGAACCGGGAAGACGUGCGGAAGGCUCUCCAAGCCCGGCUUAUUGGAGUUCGCAGAUGGGAAGUUUGCAGCAACAUUCUGGAUUAUGAGGUGCUUAACAUAGAGAUACCAACAAUCAAUAUUGUUGGAUCACUCAUCAAGGCUGGAAUUCCAGUGUUGAUUUACAGUGGAGAUCAAGAUUCUGUGAUUCCGUUGACCGGAAGCCGCACCCUUGUCCAUAGACUGGCAAAAGAGCUGGGACUCAAUACAACCGUCCCUUACAGAGCUUGGUUUGCAGGAAAACAGGUUGGUGGUUGGACUCAGGUUUAUGGUAACAUCCUCUCAUUUGCUACCAUCAGAGGCGCAUCUCAUGAAGCUCCAUUUUCACAGCCUGAGAGAUCACUCAUGUUAUUUAAGUCAUUCCUGCAGGGCAAACACUUACCUGAAGUUUUCUGAUGAACUGCUAAGGUACUGCAAACUCCAAAGUGAUAAUGUUGAGAUACUAUGUAUAUAUGGGAUGCAAUUCAUGAUUUCCAGAAGCAUUCUUUGUUUCUGCCGAAAGGAAAAAAAAAUGUAAUCAUCCAUUAGUUUGUUUUUAUGGUUUUUGUGAUGCGAAAUAUCUUUGUUGAUGGAAAUUUUAUAAGAAGUAUGUUCAGAGAAAGAA